AAAUAUUUAUUACAUUCAAUACCACACACUGUAAAAAAUCGCUCUAAAUACUCAUAACUCAAUUAUGAUGACUAUCCGACAUCAUGAGACAUGAAAUACUCAGGAUAUGGUACUGACAGUGAAUCAGACGCAUCUGAACACCAGGUGCGAUUAAGUCUCAAUCAGUGGGCGUGGUUUCAAGUCACCUGAGGACGCCUAUAAAUUGUUUCCGGUCGCUCCAACGCUUGAAUGCUGGGACUUCACGUGAGUGCUUGUGUUUAUGUGUCCAUUCUCCAGCUAUGAGUUCGGCAAAGCCAUACAUUGGCUGUAAAAUAGGCUUAAUUUCAAAGGCCCAAAAUCGUUAUGAGGGGAUUUUGUAUACAAUUGACAAAGUGAACUCCACAGUAGUGCUGGCAAAAGUCAAGUGUUUUGGAACGGAGGGACGGCCCACCGACAGACCAACGCCACCCAAAGAUGACAUCUAUGAGUACAUCACUUUCCGAGGAAGUGACAUUAAGGAUAUCACGCUGUGUGAGCUUCCGAGAUCUCACCACGGCCUACCCCCGGAUCCUGCAAUAGUGCAGUCAUCCAGUGCAGGUCCUUCAGGCGUUUACUCAGCUCGUGGACCAUUUAGCCCCCUGAGGAUGCCUGCCUACAACCAGCUUGCUGCUAGCUCUCUACUUAAUCAGCAGUAUGCUGCAGCUCUUGGCCUUGGGCCUGUACUUCCAGGACUACAUGUUAGAAGGGGCCCCAUGGUGGAAAAGGCUGUGCAAACCCUCAAUGUGCAAAGAUCUUGGCAGAGGAGAGGUUCGGCUGUAUCGCAGGAGCAGGAGCAGCGGUGGGAGAGAAGGAGGCCCCAGAGGACCAGAGGAGAGAGUGUCCAGAUGAGAAGGGGCGCUGGAGCCACCAUGAAGUCAGGCCCAAGUAUGCCCGCUUUACAGCAGGAAAUUUGGCAGCAGAAUUCUGAAAACAGGCCACCGCCCAGAAGAAGACAAGGAGCUCGGAGGCGCCGGAACCGUGGAAGGGGCCAGCUGAUGGUGGCUAGUGCUCCAUCUGCCACCCUGAAGUUUGACACAGACUUUGAUUUUGAUUCGUCAAAUGCGCAGUUUAUCAAGGAGGAGCUGGAGCUGGAGGUGCAGGACAGGACGAAUGUGAAAGAUGGAAAUCAUGAGGUGGAAGAGAGAGAAAAAGAGGAACUGCACUCGACUGCAGACAAUGAUCAUACCGGACCGAAAUUCUACUACGACAGAGCAAAGUCUUUCUUUGACAACAUCUCGUCUGAUAAGAAGUUCAGACUCACGUGGGCAGAGGAGCGAAAGCGCAAUCUGGAGACUUUUGGGGUGCCAGGACGGUUCCUGAGGGGCCAAGGCUUCAGAGGUGGAUAUACUAGACGAAGAGGGUUGGGCAACGCUCAGACCCUGUCCUCGUACAGAACCAGGAGUGGACAGCUGUAAAGGUCAGAGUUUGAUACCAAGGCACUGAAGCAACCCCAUCCUCCAGUGAUUGUUUCCUUUCUGUGUAACAGAUGGGACUGUGUUGCCCAUUAGGAUGAGCCAAAGCAGCUCUGUUGGCACCGUAUGAAGAAGCAUCUUUUCUUGUUUUUUCUCCCUCAGGCAGUUAUUCUGCUUUCAUAUUGUCAUGAUUGUGUUUUUAUUUGUCCUCCCCCCACAUUUGGCUCCAUUUUGAAUAUGGAUGCAUGGCUUACUGUAUGUGACUAGAAUGUUUUCCCCCUCAUGUUUGCCAGAUUUUCUGUUUGUUUUUCAGUGGAGAUGGAAGUGAAUGUUUAAGUUUUUUUUUAUUUUCUGUUACUUGGGAAAGUUUCACUCCUGAAAUGUAUUUGUUUCAUAUUUAAAGUAUCUGGCUUUACCUUUUGGUUGC
Chelmon rostratus (copperband butterflyfish) is the source of this 1857-nucleotide messenger RNA. RefSeq names its product protein LSM14 homolog B-like. Bases 279 to 1433 code for a protein of 384 amino acids. The transcript is spliced from 8 exons. Gene Ontology annotation, molecular function: mRNA binding. The record is from RefSeq and is a predicted model, not a curated record. Lineage: Eukaryota; Metazoa; Chordata; Actinopteri; Chaetodontiformes; Chaetodontidae.